Messenger RNA from Pecten maximus, 7812 nucleotides. Its product is annotated as sphingosine-1-phosphate phosphatase 2-like. Gene Ontology annotation, molecular function: sphingosine-1-phosphate phosphatase activity. Bases 94 to 1386 code for a protein of 430 amino acids. Gene Ontology annotation, cellular component: endoplasmic reticulum membrane. The transcript has 3 exons. Gene Ontology annotation, biological process: sphingosine metabolic process; phospholipid dephosphorylation. The record is from RefSeq and is a predicted model, not a curated record. Lineage: Eukaryota; Metazoa; Mollusca; Bivalvia; Pectinida; Pectinidae.
GUCUAUAAAUAUUGAUUUGUGUGUAGCCGCUGUCUGCUCGUGGUAGUACGUACCGGACACAGGUGAAGACCGAAACGGAACCAUACUUUCAGGAUGGAUUUGUUAAAAGAUCUCAAUAAUCCUGAACUCACGGCGAGAUUUCAACAGUUUUGCGGUGUUCAUUAUGCAAGGAAAACUAGAAGGUGUGGCAAUGCUGGGGACACAACAGUUCGUUCAGGCGGAACAUUUAAACCGGCUGAUAUGUCAACUUGCUUGACGGAGCAGACGACAUCCGACAAUAAACAUUUAUCUUGUAGCGGAUUGCAGCAAAGAAAACGAGAGAAAGAACAUAAAAAUGAAGACGAUUGGGAAAAAUUAAACGACCCUCCCGUGACAGAUGUUUCAGAAUAUACGAUAACAUACAGAUUGUUACUCCAUUUUUUUACCACAGCAUCUUCAUUGGGGAAUGAGGCUUUCUACCUGUUGUUUUACCCGUGUUGUAUGUGGAACUGUGAUUCCCUACUGAUCCGUCAAACUGCUCUAGUUUGGUGUUUGUGUAUGUGGGUCGGACAAGGUACGAAGGAUUACUUGAUGUUGCCCCGCCCUUCUUCCCCGCCGGUGGUGCGAUUAGAAACUUAUUAUUUACAAGAAUAUGCAAUGCCAUCCACCCACGCGAUGUCGGCUACAGCCAUACCAGUCGUUCUGGCUAUCCUCAUCAUUUCUAGGUACCAGGUUUGUGUUCCAGUACUGAUUGUCAUGGCAGUGUUGUGGUGUAGUAUGGUCAGCCUUAGCCGUCUCUACCUCGGAGUUCACUCGGUACUGGAUAUUCUGGUAGGAAUAGUGAUGUCCUUGGUAAUCAUUAUCCUGACAACGCCGUAUGUGGACGACUUUGAUUGGUAUCAGCAGACACAUCCUUUCGCUCCUUUAGUCAUCUUCAUCAGUAGUCUGGCCAUGUGUACAGUUUUCUAUCCGAGCAGCAAAACAGGAGAUGUUUAUACAUAUAACACUCGUGGCGACGCAGUACAGAUUGUUGCUGUGCUCGCUGGUGUUGGCUUAGGUGCCUGGACCAAUCUGCAUUUAGGUUUCACCAAUGUUGUCAAUAACAAAGCAGAAAUGCCUUUUGAAGUGGAGCUGCCUACUUUGAAAAUAAUUGCGAUGUCUGUUAUGCGUUUUUUUGUUGGUACCGUAAUUCUGUUUUCUAUGCAAUUCAUAAUAAAGAGUCCCCUUGUUAGGUUUUUUUCGUACAUGCUAGGUCUAGAAAAACCUGAUAAGAAACACCCUCAAGUGGAAGUUGGGUACAAGUUUGUAAUGUUCUACUGCCUUGGUAUGGCUAUAUCUUUCAUAAUUCCAUUUGUUCACUGUAUGUUUGGCUUAGAUCGACCUGCAUUUUACACAGAGGUUGUGUAAAAGUCAUAAGCUUGUAAGUUUUGAAUGACUGCAAUGACAUGCUAGACUCAUUGAAAAUUAUUUCCAAAUGCAGUAUGUUGGGAUGUUGUGAAAUGUGUGAGGCUAAUGUCACGAAAACAAACAAUAUUGUGAUGCCAUUGACCUACCAGAUUAUGUUCUUGCAGAAUUUUAAUAAAACCAGGAGCUCAGGAAACAUAUAAUCAAAAUACACUGUAUAAAACAAUUUUAAGUUUGUCACCAAGUCAACAUGAUUUCCUAAUGUUUCAUCAUAAUGAUACUUUUUCAGCAUAUGUAAUUUAAAUUUUUUUUAAUUGACCUAUAUUUCCUUGGCAUGUUUUUCAUUUGUCAGGAACAGCUUCCUUAUAUAUAUGCAUGUCUGUAUAUGUUAGUGGUUAACCAUGUCCAACUAAAAUGGAACCUUGACCUAUUUACCUGAUGCAAGUAGUUUGUGAUAUAUACAUGUAUAUAUAUAUUUCUGUGUUGCAUUGGCAAUUUACAGUGAUUCGGUCAGUAUAUGAAUACAGCCCCAGGUAUUGCAGGUUAAAACAAUGGCCGCCAGUUGCUUUCGGCCUAGAGAGCUUUCGAAUGCUAGCAUUUAGUUUUUUAUAAUCCACAACAAAAAAAAAGCUUUACAAGUUAUGAGAGUAAUAUUUAAUAUAGUCAACACAAAAUUAUUAUAAGCGCCCUUCUUGAUCUAUACGAAAUUAUCAAUUUAUCAAUGUCAUCAUACUAAUGCAGGAGCUUGUUUCCGAAUUUUCAUAACGCAAGACACGAGUCCAGUAUUCAUAAACAAAAUCUUUAAAAAAUCAGGAGUAUCGACAUGGUUUCUAGUUGUAUAUGUAUACUGGAUUUUAGUUGUGUGGUAUAUUCACUGAUGUCAAAGGCCUACCUUACAAAAUCAAGUCGAAGUUGAAAUCGUUUGCUAAGUUAGCGACACUGAUGUGACCGGUUUGACUGGAAUAUCUGUUUCGAACGUAAUAUCCUUGGAUUCGUUUUCACAUACUGUUAAGACGACUUUAAUUCAGAAUUUAAGAGCCGAUAUUCUUAUGAAUAUGACAUAAAUCCAGUCGAUAGAAACAGAAGUUUUUCCGAGGAAUCAAAUUUGUCCUGUGCAAUACCUGUUCAACGCCGCAUCACUCAUGUAAAAAAUCAUUUUAUGUGUUUGCUAAUAAUAACGACAUGAGGGACUAUAUUAUUCCUUCUGGAAAUUUCGGCUGUUCCAGUAUUUGAACUUGUUGACGUCAUUGAUAGGUAAGCGGCAAAUUUAAAAGCGUCAUAACCUACAGUAAAUUUAAAAAAAUAUAUUUAUGAAUGUAAAUAUAAGCAUUGAACUGUUGCCAAAUGGUAGUAUACAGUCGAUAUGAAUACAAUUCGAGUGACAGAUAAAUAGAAUGACGCCUGUUAUUCUUACCUAUGUGCUGUUUUUACACUGAUGAGAAUGCAGGACACACAGUCUAAUAUUUUUUUCAUUUUUCAUUGAGUUUGAUUUCGUUUCGUUUCAUUUUGCUUUCGUUUCGUACUUUACAGGUACCAAAUCACUCUUUGGAUUCAAUGUUUUCAUUCAAUACUUAAAUAGCGGAUGGCACUCCGAAAUUCCCAUUAUUUGUUUCUUGAUUAAACUAAUUGCUGAUAUUGAAUCUGAUUAAAAUGCUGUUGCAAGAACACUAUACCUAGAAUUAUGGUGCUUGAAUUUUACAUGUUUGUGAAUGAUCUUCAAAAUUUUGUUUUAUAAGUUAAGUAGGUGUUGAUUUACAAAUUUCAUUUUGUAAUCUUCUGUUAUUAAUUUGUUCUUGUGAAUUAAGACUUUGACUUUUGAUUUUCGGCCUGGUAAAAUUUAGCCUUUAAUUUUGUGCAUGUAGGUAUCAGGUCUUGGAAAUAUAGGUAAUAUUCUUGAAAACACUAUCAGGUCUUGCAUUAUAAUUUCUAGGACUCCUUUUAUGUGAAACAAAAUCUGGCUGUGAAGACUUAUUGUUUGAAUAUUCACAAGAAAACCACGAAAGAAAUUUUCAAAUCAACAUAAAUUGAAGCCACAUUUUUUCCAGCAGAACCUAGGAGUGUGAUUAAGCUUUAAAUUAUGAGUAUAAUUUGAAGGGCCUUAAUUACUUAAAAUCAUUGAAUUUGACACACCAAUAUUGUAUGAACUUUGAUACACUUUGUAUUACUAGGGUGUCAUAUUUGCCUUAACCUUUUUUUGUCAAAAGCAAUAUUGGUAGUUAUAGAUUUAUAUAUAUAAUUCUACUAGUGCAAAAUUUGGUUCAUUUUGUUAGGAUGUUUUGAAGCUUGCGAAUCUGAGAAACUUAAUUUAUUUCUUAAGAAUAACUAAUUUUCAAGAGUGGGUAAUAUGAAUAUAAAAAAAUUAAAAAGAAAACACAAAAAAUGUGGUGAAGUAGCAAACCUCCUUGUGAAUCAUAUUUAUUAUGGAGUAAAAGUACCUUACAUGCAAUAAUUUCUAUCAUUACAUAAAUUUUCUGACAUCCAAGUGGACUAAUGUCGGGCACAAUUUCAAACAGUUUUCAUUUCAGUAAUAAUUACAAUAACUUUAGUAUGCAAAAACAUCACUAACAACCAUUUUUGUAGCACCACAAAACAAGAUUAAAGAUUCCCUCCAUACCAUCAUGGGACCUGUAUCUUAACGAUAACCCAACAGAGUGAUCGUUACCUCCUCUUUCCUUUAUGGCACUGACAGAGGGCUAGCCCAAGUUUCCUCUGGCCCUGACACCAUGUCUGGUACAUGGUGUCAGGGCCAGAGGAAACUCGGGCUAACAGCUGGCAUACGUUUCAUGGUUUAAUGCUAUCCCAACAUCGUGUUAUAGCUGUUUAUCUUGAUGCAUGCUUAUAUGCAUUCACUCUCUUCAAUCUGGUGGGCAGUACGGCAGAAGUUUCAGAAGCAUCAUUGCUCCCUUCUGAUAGCUCCCCGUGGCUGAGGCAGCCUUGGUUUCCGGAGAUCCUAACGGGUUCCCAUGCCAUUUGCCCACCAUACAUCUUGCUGCCAUAUCGACUAUAACAGCAUUAAAACCACUGUUCAUUGCUUAAAUGGAUUUGGCCUCCCUGAAGUUUGUUUCUUUCAUGGAAGUGUUCCUCAUUGCAUUGGCUUCAAGUCGUAGGACAAGUGAAAUUCAUGCUUGUCCUCUCACACAUCUUGCCUCCAUUGGUCUAGGAAUUUUUAGGCUGUAUUUUUAUGCUGUAACCCUACUCACUGAUACUGAAAUGAAAUUGAGGCUUUCAUAGUAAAACCAAUUUUCAUAAGGUAAUAUUUAUGGACCCCCAUCCUUCAUUCAUCCCCUCAACAACAAUUAUCCUGGCUGCCCCUUUCGCUCCACAAAGGUUUUGAGGAAGGGAGAUCACCCUGUUGCACUAUGGUUAAGAUACAGGUCACGUGACGGUAGGGAGGGCGGGAUUUUUUGAUCUUGUUUGUUUGGGCUGCAAAGAUGGGUGUAAGUGAUGUUUUUUUUUCAUACUAAAGUAAUGGUAAGUAUUGCCUCAUGAAAGAUAUUUGAACUUUCAAUGUGAUAUCAAAAUUUAUUUUUGAAUAAACAUAAUAAUUAUAUAAGAGCCUAUUUUUAAAUACAAAAAAAGUAGAUAACUUUAAGUCUUUAGGGCUUAUCACUAUGCAUUUUCUCCGGUGAUCCUGGUCCGUAGGGAGCCUCUUGUUCACAAUUUAUUAUUUGAUACAUUUGAUACUGAUUCAUAUUACUAGGAUGGCAGGACCAAAAAGAACUUGAGUUAUCUUGUAAUUCUGUUGUCCUGUGACAGCAUUACACCCCACAACUUAUAAGUUUUUGAAGUGAUAAAAUAAGUUAAAAGUUAUAGUAUAUGUUUUAAAAGCUUAUAAGUCCGUAUAUAUAUUCCCUACCCCCUUCCAAUUUAGUAUUCAUUUAUUAGAUGGUUUAAGAUGAUUUCGCACCAACAUAAUGUGGAAAUAUUUUGUAAUUUUUAAAAAAUUUAUCAUGAUGUUGACUUGCCUUUUUUCAUCAAAACUCCUUUAAAGGUUUUUAAAGGCUUCUAAGUUCAUAAGUAAACGUCCCAUACCGCUCUUAUUUGGUAUAAUACAUGCAUUUACAUUUUAGGUCUAGGUAAAAAAUGACAGUAGAAUGUGUGAAAUAAUUGGAUUUUUUCUGAAUUUCGAAUUACAUUUUGUAUCUUUGAUUUUAGAUUUGGGAAAUCAGACCUAAAUUUGUUAGAUUACUUUCAGAAUUCGAAUAAAGCCCACAUCACUGUCUUAUGCUUUUGUAUCAAAUCUAUUUGUCAUUGGCAUUUUAACAAAAUCCUAUUAUUAGUUCAUUAAAAUUUAGUAUAACCAUUUUUCAAUGGCUGUAAAGGGUGACCAAAUGCAAUCAUUACAUUGAUUGCAUUUGUGUCAUUUAAUACCGGUAAUAUUUAUUCACAUAUUGUAUUUACACGUUUUGUAUAUCGAUUUAAUUCAUGUGGUAGCUUAUAUAUUAUAUCUUGUUUGUAAUUCAUUGUUAUAACAAAUUAAUGAUCAGAGUUGACAGGUAGUGAUCGAUUCAAUAAAUAUAUACUUUUCUAGAUUUUUUGAUAAAGGGAGCAUUAUACAUGUAUCAAAUGUCCAUGAAUGAUCUAAGAAAUAUACCAUCCAACCGUCAGUGCCCUGCAGCUUACUGUAAAAACAGAUCCAAAGAGUAGUAGCUUGUGGCUAUCAUACUGUAUGGAUUUGGAGGCCAUGGCCGCGUUCUGCUAUUUUCUAUGUAGUUAUUAUGCUUUGUUAUUAUCAAGUCUAUGCUUUAUAAGAAAAUAUAUACAAUGCCAUCAAGCAUGUAACAGUUUUACUAUAAUAUUUUUGAAAAUGUAAUACAUGUACAUGUAAAUUGGUUUUUCAAUGAUUUUUUUUUCUUUUGUUUUUUUUCGAAAAUAAUACUUAAUGAUUAGAACGCCCCUGUUUGGUAAACGCAAUAAAAACACCGUUCAAUCCCUAUUUGAUUUUAAUUGCAAAUAAUGAUAGCAAUUUAAAAUAAUAUUCUUAUUAGAACAUUAAAUAAUGUCUCUGGUACAAGAGAAUUUCGUCAGUAGGACAGUCUCACAAAAGUAAUUGCCCUUUGAACAAUUAUGCAUCUGGUCUUCCUUUGAUAACGGUAGCUUAUAUUCGUAAACUUCUUCAUCUACAGCCAUAUACUGUAUAUGUGUCCUUAUCCAACAAUUAUGUAAGGAUCAUUGUCGAGUCUUUGAUUAUAAAAAAUAUAUAAAUGUAGUUGCUUGAAAAAAAAAUCUGAUAGUAUAUAUGCCUGUGUUUGCUCAGGUAUGUCCCUGAUUUGCUAAACAAAAAGUGCAUAUUUUUUGUUUGUUUUCAAAAUGUCUGAAAUCAUUCUGUCUUAAUUGAUUUACAAUCAUUCUGUCUUACAGUGAUUUACAAUCAUUCUGUCUUAAUUGAUUUACAAUCAUUCUGUCUUAAUUGAUAUACAAUCAUUCUGUCUUAAUUGAUAUACAAUCAUUCUGUCUUACAGUGAUUUACAAUCAUUCUGUCUUACGUUGAUUCAAAAAGUAUUCUUUCUUACUUUGAUUCAUAAGUAUUUCUUUUGUACGUUGAUUCACAAAUUUAUUCUUUCUUAUGUUGAUUCACAAAAUUAUUCUUUCCUACUUCGAUUCAAAAAUCAUUCUGUUUGAUUCACAAAUCAUUCUUUCUUUCGUUGAUUCACAAAUCAUUCUUUCUUAUGUUUAUUCACAAAUUUAUUCUUUCUUACUUUGAUUCACAUAUCAUUCUUUCUUACGUUGAUACACAAAAUUAUUCUUUCUUACUUCGAUUCACAAAUCAUUCUGUUUGAUUCACAAAUCAUUCUUUCUUUCGUUGAUUCACAAAUCAUUCUUUCUUAUGUUUAUUCACAAAUUUAUUCUUUCUUACUUUGAUUCACAUAUCAUUCUUUCUUACGUUGAUACACAAAAUUAUUCUUUCUUACUUCGAUUCACAAAUCAUUGUUUGAUUCACAAAUCAUUCUUUCUUUCGUUGAUUCACAAUUCAUUCUUUCUUGCGUUUAUUCACAAAUUUAUUCUUUCUUACUUUGAUUCACAUAUCAUUCUUUCUUACGUUGAUUCACAAAAUUAUUCUUUCUUACUUCGAUUUACAAAAUCAUUGUUUGAUUCACAAAUGAUUCCUUCUUACGUUGAUUAAACAAAUCUUUCUUUGUUACGUUCAUUCACAAAUUUAUUCUUUCUUUGAUUCACAAAUCUUUGUGUCUUACAUAGAUUAUUCAUACAUUGUUUCACGAUUCAUGUAUUCUUUCUUACGUUGAUUCACCAAUAAAUAAUACGUCUGUUUUGGUUCACAAAUCAUCUACAAUUGUGUUCUGAUAUUGAUUAAUCUAUUCUAGGACGUUGAUUUGUUUGAAUGUAUCCGCAAUGGAUAAAAAAUCUUCAAAAUGUUAUAAGUGUGAAUUUUUUGAAGUUGUGAUUUAGUAAUAAAACUGUUUUGAGUGA